UCGCAGCUGCUCAUCAAUGGCAAGUUUGUAGACGCCAAGUCCGGCAAGACUUUUGCCGUCUACGACCCUCGCACUGAGGAGGAGAUAUUCCGCAUUGCCGAGGCCGAUGCCGCGGAUGUGGACGAUGCCGUCGCUGCUGCGCGCGAGGCGUUCGACCACGGCCCCUGGCCCCGCAUGUCUGGCCGCGCCCGCGGCCGCAUCAUCUACAAGCUGGCCGACCUGAUCGAGCGCGACCUGGACAUGCUGGCCACUGUAGAGUCGCUGGACAACGGCAAGCCCCUGUCCGUCGCCAAGGCCGCCGACAUCACGCUGACCAUCGACCACCUGCGCUACUUUGCCGGCUGGGCCGACAAGCUGGAGGGCAAGACCAUCCCCACCGACGGCAACCACUUUGCCUACACCCUGGUGGAGCCCAAGGGCGUGGUGGGCCAGAUCGUGCCCUGGAACUUCCCCGCCCUCAUGAUGGCCUGGAAGAUCGCCCCCGCCCUGGCCUGCGGUAACGCCAUCGUGCUGAAGCCAGCGGAGCAGACCCCCAUGUCCGCCCUCAUCAUCGGCAAGCUUGCCCUGGAGGCCGGCCUCCCCCCGGGCGUGCUCAACAUCCUGCCCGGCUUUGGCCCCACCGCGGGCGCCCGCCUGACCAGCCACCCCGCCGUCGACAAGGUGGCCUUCACCGGCUCCACCGAGGUGGGGCGCAUCAUCAUGAAGUCCUGCGCGGAGCACAUCAAGGACGUGACCCUGGAGCUGGGUGGCAAGUCUGCCAUGAUCAUCGGCCCCACCAAGGACAUCGACAACGCGGUGGACAUCGCGCACUUUGCCCUUUUCUUCAACCAGGGCCAGGUGUGCACGGCCGCCUCCCGCCUCUUCGUCCACGAGUCGGUGUACGACGAGUUCUGCGCCAAGGCUGCCGAGUACGCGCGCAAGCGCAAGGUGGGCGACCCCUUUGAGGCCGAGACGGAGCAGGGCCCCCAGAUCGACAACGAGCAGUUCGAGAAGAUCCUGGGCUACAUCGAGUCGGGGAAGGAGCAGGGCGCGCGCCUGCUGACCGGCGGCGCCCGCGUGGGCAAGAAGGGCUUCUACAUUCAGCCAACCGUCUUCGCCGACGUGAAGGACGAGAUGAAGAUCGCGCGGGAGGAGAUCUUCGGCCCCGUCCAGUCCAUCCUGAAGUGGAGCACCACUGAGGAGGUGCUGCGCCGCGCCAACGCCUCCGAGUACGGCCUGGCGGCCGGCAUUGUCUGCGACGACAUCCACUUGGUCAACACGCUGUCCCGCGGCCUGCGCGCCGGCACCAUCUGGGUGAACACCUAUCACGUGUACGACCACGGCGUGCCGUUUGGUGGCUACAAGAUGUCCGGGGUGGGGCGCGACAAGGGCUCCGCAGCGCUGGCCCACUACACCAACACCAAGGCUGUGGUGCACAAGCUGGAGGGCGAGCAGGCGUGGCUGUGA
Molecule: messenger RNA, 1446 nt
Organism: Auxenochlorella protothecoides
Lineage: Eukaryota; Viridiplantae; Chlorophyta; Trebouxiophyceae; Chlorellales; Chlorellaceae
Product: Aldehyde dehydrogenase family 2 member B4, mitochondrial
Exons: 3
Molecular function (GO): aldehyde dehydrogenase (NAD+) activity
Source: RefSeq, a predicted model, not a curated record